AUGGAACAACAGCAGCAGCAGCAGCUGCAACAGCAGCAGCUGCAGCAGCAGCAGCUGCAGCAGCAGCAGCUGGAACAGCAACAACAGCUGCAGCAGCUGCAGCAGCAACAGCAACAACAACAGAAGCCCCAGGCUUCUUUGUUUCCUGAUUCAGCAACAAGUGGAGUUGUGCAGGCCCCUCCCGGUGUAUCUUUUAAUCCAGCCCCGUCUCCUCCUAGUGAGUCGCCUGCUGCGUUGCCAGUUGCAUAUCCUAUAGACUACAAGAGUUGGGCUGCUGCUGCUGCUACGCAGCUGCAGCAGCAGCAGUUGCCUUCUCCCCCCUCAGCUGUACAUACACCCCAAGACUCUCCUUCUCGCGACGUGUGGGGCCCCCACAGCGUCUCUCCUGUUUACUCUCCUGCUCUAGGGAGUGAUUAUGCUGCUUGGCAGCAGCAGGCGGGCGCAGCUCAUGGGAGUCCUUUGGAUGCGCAGCAGCAGCAGCAGUUUUUGCUGCUGCAGCGGCAGCAGCAACCUGGAGGAGGGGAAUGCCAUAGCGGAGACAGCCCUCCACCAAGGCCAAGCGCUCUCUCUAGCGACAGUAUGAAUGUUAGCUUUGAUGCUGUUCUAGAGCAAGUAUGCCGUCUGCUGCACACGAACAGCGCAGGUACAGCUUCUUCUGCUUCAACUCCGAGAAAAACUUCUUUUGCUGACUGUCCCUUAGAUGGACUUAUGCCUGCAACACACAUCUCAGUAAAUGGGCGUAUGUGGGUAGGAGAUGAGAUGCCUUUUGCUGCAGCUAGCCCCACAGCUGCUGCUGCUGCUGCUGCAGCGGUGGCGGCGGAGGCCGCAGGGGUAGAAGCGACACAGCAGCAACAGCAGCAACAACAAGCAAUGCAGCAACAGCAACAGCAACAGCAACAACAACAGCAGCAGCAACAGCAGCAGCAGCAACAGCAACAGCAACAGCGAUCGUCAGGCAGGUCGCGAACCCAGGGGAGAACUAAAUACGGCCGUCCUCACAACCAGUCGGACCCGCUCAUCCGCAGCAGCCCUACAGGCUUAAACGAAGGCAGCAACUGGGCCUCUCUUGCACAGGCCCUGUCGCAGGCGCAGAAUCUGCUGCACCGGCCGCAGCAGCAACAGCUAACAGAUGCAGCGGGAGCUGCUCAGGUGCAUGACUGCCUAUCCCGCUUGCAUGAGGCGGUUAUUCUCCUGCAAAGGGAGAAUCAACAGCUUCAGGCGCGGGUGCAGCAGCAGCAGCAGCAGCAGAUGCGGCUGCAAGCUGUGCACCGUCUACAUCCAGCACCUGCUAAUAAGGACGGGGUUUCUCCUGCUUCUCGCGCUCAGUCGUUGAGCCCCUUUGGUACCUCCAGCGAAGUGAGUGCGUCUGCUGAUGGCUGCAACAGCAGCAACUCCAACGCCCCUUUGUGGAGGGCCUUAAGUGGCAGUGUACUGCCUUGCCCGGAGGAGACGCCUGACGAGAUACGCAGUGCCCCCAACCCCUCUACUCCACUCCUGCGAGGCGGAGACGUCUCUGUUGAACAGUUUCUGAGCACGUUCCCCUUCUCUGCUUGUUCUCGGGAGUACAGCCAUUCUGUGUUGAAGUUUUGUGCAGACCACAACUUAGUAGUGAAGCUGCUAGGCUUUCAGGGGCGGCGAGUGGAGCUGCUUGAGCGGCACCACCGAUGCCGCAUUCAGACUUCAGCGCAGGCUGCUUCGUUUCCGGGGUAUCCGAACGGUCGGUGCGUGUUGUUUGUGGGGGCAUUGAUAUCGUUGUUACGAGCCAGUGCAGAUCUCUUCGCUGUUGCAGACACCAGCAGGCCAGGCCUCCGCCACAACUUGGAAGGAUAUAGAAUGUGCUUAGUAGUGCCGGGGGAGUAUGUGGGGAGGCUUCUGCGCAGCAACUGCUCGGGGCUGCAUGCGCUGCAAGAGGGCGGAGGCAAAACCGUCCACAUCGCUCUAGGCAACCUCUGCGUUCUGAUGGGUGGAGGAUACUCUGAACGCGUGCUGCUUAUAGAUGGGGCCCUCGACGGUGUAGCGAGGGUAUUGGAGAUGGCAGCAACACAGCUGCAGGACUUCUUCCGUAGAAACCCGGGGCCUCCAGGGGGGGCCUCUGGAGGAGGUGGUGUUCCCUUGAUUCAGAGAUACGAAUUUCUAGACUAUCCCAAGAGGAUCGAUGUGCAGCUUUCCUAA
Molecule: messenger RNA, 2172 nt
Organism: Eimeria acervulina
Lineage: Eukaryota; Apicomplexa; Conoidasida; Eucoccidiorida; Eimeriidae
Product: KH domain containing protein, putative
Exons: 3
Coding region: 1-2172 (723 amino acids)
Source: RefSeq, a predicted model, not a curated record